Messenger RNA from Sycon ciliatum, 2652 nucleotides. RefSeq names its product acyl-CoA dehydrogenase family member 11-like. Lineage: Eukaryota; Metazoa; Porifera; Calcarea; Leucosolenida; Sycettidae. The record is from RefSeq and is a predicted model, not a curated record. The transcript is spliced from 15 exons. Bases 96 to 1877 code for a protein of 593 amino acids. Gene Ontology annotation, molecular function: acyl-CoA dehydrogenase activity.
UCAGAACGAUACCUGUAGAUGAUUCUUGUGCUACCCUUGCUCCGGUAAUGACUAUGUAGAGCAACUGUGUGUGUCUGGUAGUUAUUAUAUGGACAAUGUUUCGCGCUCUGCGUAUCGCUGCCGUCCAUCCCAGUAAAAUAGUUGGUGGACGAUGCUUGGCAACUUCGAGUGAAUUUGUUCAGGAGAGCCCACAACUGAAGAAUGUAUUCCUGGAAGAUACCACCUUGACCUCAUUCUUCACUCGAUACGUAUCCAAAGAGGAUAAGCCUGACAUUCACGAUGACUUGAUCUCUUUUGGCGCGCGUGCUGCCACGGAGCUACUGCCCCUUGCGCGGCAAUGCGAAGUAGAGAAGCCCUGGAUCCAGCACUUUGAUGCAUAUGGCAAGCGUGUGGACAAGUUACAUGUCAGUCCAGCAUGGCAUGCUAUGCACAACAUUUCUGCCAGGGAAGGCCUCAUUGCUAUAGCAUACGAGGACCAUGGCACGUACAGCCGCCUUUACCAAGCAUGCAAGCUGAUGCUGUUUGCGUCGACCAGUGGCCUCUACAGCUGCCCACUGGCCAUGACAGAUGGGGCCGUGACUAUUUUGAAGUUUGGUGCACCAAGUCCUGUUGGUGACAUUGCACUCCCGCAUCUACUCUCCCGGUCUGAGUCAUCAUUUUGGACAUCUGGCCAGUGGAUGACAGAGAAGCGUGGUGGAUCUGAUGUAGCUGCUGGGACGCACACAGUUGCUGUUGGUUCUGGCCAGCUGAACUCUGACCAUAAGCUGACGGGCCUCAAGUGGUUCACUUCGGCGUCGGAUGCCAACAUUGCAUUGACUCUGGCUAGAAGCACUGACAGCAGUGGGAAGCCAAUUCCGGGUGGCCGUGGCCUGUCUCUCUACUAUGUUGACGUGCAGGAGAACCUGAAGAAUGGUACAAUCACUGCUCUGCGUCUGAAGGACAAGUUGGGAACUCGGCAACUUCCCACAGCGGAACUCAAUCUCAGCGAUUGUGUGGCAACAAAGCUGAGCGAAGAUGGUCGUGGUAUUGCUUCGAUCUCUCCAAUGCUGACGAUCACUCGUCUUCACAAUUCUAUCAGCUCAGUGUCAGCCAUGAAAAGGAUGGUGCUAUUGGCCCGUGAUUAUUCCCGCCGAAGGACUGCAUUUGGAAAACACAUAGCAGAUUUCCCGCUUCACCUGCAGACCCUCGCUCGAAUGGAGGUUGAGACCCGUGGAUGCACUGUGAUGGUCCUUGAGGUGGCACGGCUCCUUAGCUUGCGGGAGAAAGGCCAAGCGACUACCGAGCAGGAGGCAUUGCUGCGCUUGAUGGUGCCUCUCGCUAAGUUGUACACCGGAAAGCAGGCAGUUGCUGUGGUCUCCGAAGGUCUGGAGGCAUUUGGUGGUCUCGGAUACCUGGAGGAUACCGGCUUACCUGCUAUGUUGCGUGAUGCGCAGGUACUGUCAAUCUGGGAAGGAACAACUAACAUUUUAUCCCUAGAUGUCCUCCGAGCAAUGGAAUCAACAAAGCGAGAGGCAUUCCAUGCUGCCAUCAAAUUCAUCAAGACAACAACAGAAAGCACCGGAGGUGCAGAGGCCAGUCUUGGAGAGUGUUGCACAACAUUGGCAGCACGGACCGAUGCGUUUUGCAGUGCAGUGUCCCGGCUGCCUGUAGAUGCCUAUCCAGUUGCUGCAAGAGACUUUGCCUUUUCACUCUCUCGUCUCCUCAUAGGAUCCCUCCUUAUUGAUCAUGCAGCAUGGAGCAAGGAUGAAAUAUCCAUCGCAGCAGCUAACAGGUGGUGUUCGCGUUCUGAUCUGGUCACACUGUUAUCGCGGUCUGCAUACGACGCAUCUUCACAGGGUAUGGAUUCAUCUCUUGUUUUCGAUGGUUACCUGGCCUAGCUCUGUACGCCCAGUGCAUGUGAUUGUUGGAAGGGUGCAGUCAUGGGUCACUGUAAUAUUUUAAUCUUUCCGCUUGGCACCGUCCAUGCUGAUCUUGAUCGCUAGUUUGUGUAUAGCACAAGCCCUUCCUUUUCUAAAUUUGUUCCGUACCUUGCUUAGUUUCUCAAAUAUUUUUUUUAAUGUUUCUCUCCCUCUAUUCCAAUUGAAUUACUAUAAUUAUUACAAGUAGUGAAGUAUCAAAGAUUAUGUUUACAUGAUGCGCCAAUAGGUGUGCAUGUAGGUUGACUUGUCUUAGUGUUGCUCCGUGAUUUCUUCUUCUGCUUUGGAGUAUGUUUAACAGUUAUUGCAUGUUUGUUCGGCUUCCGAGACUUUGUUCCGCGUACGUGCUAGAAUUGUCUGUAGUAUUGAACAGUUAUUGCAUGUUUGUUCGGCUUCCGAGACUUUGUUCCGCGUGCUGGAAUUGUCUGUAGUAUUGAACAGUUAUUGCAUGUUUGUUCGGCUUCUGAGACUUUGUUCCGCGUGCUAGAAUUUUCUGUAGCAUUGAACAGUUAUUGCAUGUUUGUUCAGCUUCCGAGGCUUUGUUCCGCGUGCUAGAAUUGUCUGUAGUAUUGAACAGUUAUUGCAUGUUUGUUCAGCUUCCGAGGCUUUGUUCCGCGUGCUAGAAUUGUCUGUAGUAUUGAACAGUUAUUGCAUGUUUGUUCAGCUUCCGAGGCUUUGUUCCGCGUGCUAGAAUUGUCUGUAGUAUUGAACAGUUAUUGCAUGUUUGUUCAGCUUC